UUGAUCCUCUAAUGAGUCCUUUCGCAGUAGACAUCGCCGAAAAAAAUAUCAUUGAUAAUAUUGAAAUUUCUAUCGACGUUCUCACAGUUUGGCAUCUCAAGAUGCUCAUCUGGAAUCAGAAGCAACGUGCUCUUGCUGAUAUUGACCCAGACCAACUAACACUAUGGAAGGUCGAAGGUCUUAGCGAAGGAAACAGGAAGUGGAAAAUACUCGAAAAGCCUCACGCCGAAAUUGAUAUCAAUCAAGAAUUUGGAGGCGAGAAGUUGUUUUCAACUAUGAGGUUUAAAGAAGCUUUUCCAGGCAAACUUCCAGAUAAUGUCGUCCAUGUUAUCGUGCAAUUGCCCAAAAAAAGAAACCGAGAUGAUUCAGACGAGAAAGGCGAAGGCCAAGAAAGUAAAAAAGUAAAACUAGUAGCAACUGCUAGUAAAAUCAUGAAGGGCAUAAUGAAACUUCCUGAUAUUUGUGACAUUUAUUCAGACCCGAAAAAUUUCCUUACAUUACCAUUCCCAUACCCUGGAUCAAAUAAACCAGUAGAUAGGUUUGCUAUUGACGGUAAUGGUUUUUUUAUCUUCAUGGGAAGGAAGAAAUUCAACAGUGUUCUAGACAAAAUUAAAGAAUUCAGAUCGAGCACUGGUUAUAUGAAAAUGUUUAUUUAUGGCACAGUAGGUUAUGGAAAGUCUCAUAUUCUCACAGCAAUAGCUUGCUUUCUUAUCCGAAUCGGAAAGCGUGUUGUGUAUCUUCCCGAUUGUCGCGAACUGGCUGUAAACCCAGUGGAAUACAUAAAAUCAGCCUUAUUUCUCACCUACAUAGAUGAUGAUGCGGUAACAAGCGAAAUUAAUGCCUGUAAAAAUUUUGAUCAAAUCAUAGCAUUUUGUGGAUCAUUAGAUGAGACAUUAUAUUUUAUAGUAGACCAAAUAAAUGCUCUGGAUGAUUGUAAUGAUACUGGAAUUAGCCCUGAAAAAAAGCGACAAGUUAAAGAAAAUAUUGAUAAAUUGUGCUGGAACCAUUUUUAUAUUAAGAGUUCUUCAGCUAACAACCAUGCAGUAUUACAUCUUAAGCAAAAACAGACCAAUGAAAAGAAAAUUACGCUUUAUGAAGGAUUUGAUGAGAAGGAUCAAAUUGAGGACAUCACUGGAAAAAUUCCACUUUUCUUAAACAAUUUAUUAGAAUUUAGUUGCGAUAAUUUUGAAGAGGCAUUGGACUACUUAAAUAAGCAAUUAAAAUCAAAGAUAAAAGAACCAAUGACAAACUUUUCAGACACUAUACCAGAAGGAAGACAGGAUUUGUAUAUAUUUAUAUUUUGUUUUGCAAUUGGAUGUCCUCCGAGUGGCUAUGGAGUUAAUGAUUUUGAUCAUCGCUUCUUCUACAUUGAAAAUGAAAUAUGCUAUUAUGUCUGUGGAAUGGCAAGAGAUUGUAUGGCGAAUUAUCUCUAUGAAAAGGGCAAAAUGGAAGUAUUUGCGGAUAUAAAUUGGAUUUCUUGUAUAAAGACUUUCAAGAACAAUCCAACAGUAAUGGGAUUUAUUGUGAAAAAGGCAUGCAUUGCCAACAUUUGGAAAAAUGGGCUUACAGUAAAUGGUACAAAUUUUAAGCCAAAUGAAAUUAAGUUUUUUUACAAAGAAAUAAAAAUUUCUGCAAGUGAAGGAACAUGCACAUUUCAUUUACCACGUAUUUGGAAUCAAAAGGAUAUCGAUGGAUUACUGAUCUCUUACCAAACAGUCCGAAGGCGUAUUAAGUUGUGUGUUGCCCCAAUUCAAAUUACACUUAAUAAGGAUAAUCAUAAAAAUUCGGAGAAUAGUUUUUUCGAUAGUAUUUGGAGAGAAUUAGAAUUACCAAAAUAUGAUGAUAUUGAGAUAUUGUUUAUAUGGAUUACCUAUAAAAGCGAUGCAAAUAAGGAAGUGAGUUCUAAUUUUAGAUGCUUACAGUCUGGAAAUAACGAAAUUAACCCUGAUUACACUCGGGUGGUGGUGGGAUUUGUGAAUAUCAGCCAAGAUAUUCAUAAUUAUCUAUCUAAGGUUUUAAGCCUAAAAAUAUUUAUUUCAUUGGGUAGCGGACGUUUAAAGGGAGUAAUUAUAGAUAAUCCAACUGAUUUUGAAGAGAAAUAUCAAAAUCUCAAAAACACUUUAAGUAUAGAUGGGCUAGCAAAUUGUUCAGAUAUUAAUGGUGCCACAGAACCUGUCUCAGUUAAAUGA
Cetraspora pellucida is the source of this 2189-nucleotide messenger RNA. The record is from the annotation of a GenBank genome assembly. Lineage: Eukaryota; Fungi; Glomeromycota; Glomeromycetes; Diversisporales; Gigasporaceae.